AUGGCCCUUGAUACAAUUCAAAAAAUAUGUGAAGAUAGCGCUGUAGAAUUAUGUGAAGCAAUCGAUGUUCAAGAAAAUAAUACCCCCUUUGUUGAUUUUAUUAUACCUCGUUUAAUAUCAUUUAAUAAUCAUUCAAAACCUCAUUUUCAAGUUUUUGCUAUUUCAUCUAUAAAUCAUUUUGUACAACUCAGAUCACCGUCAUUUACUCAAUAUAUCGAAAUUUAUCUUCAAUCCCUGAUUUCUAUUGCCAACAUGAGUAACAUUGAGGUACGUCAAGAAACGUGUCAUUCCUUUGUCAUGUUACUCGAGAAUUAUACCAAUAAUCUUCUACCUUAUCUAAAUCAACUUAUUGAAUACAUGAUCGACUGUAAUAGUUCGACUGAAAAUACAAAGAUAGCCCUUGAGGCCUGUGAUUUUUGGCAGUUAUUUAUUAGUCUAGAAUCCAUUCAACCUUAUUUAAUGCCUUAUUUACCGAGUGUCAUACGUAGUCUUUUCAAAUCACUUGCUUAUACAGAUGAAGAUAUAGCCGUCUUUGGUGAACAAGAACAUGAAUCCGGUCAACGUACUUUAUUACUCGAGUUACGUCCAAGAUCAAGUCGAUAUCAUCAUCUUCAGAGAGGAAAUCACAUCAAUGACAAUGAUGAUAAGAACGAUGAUGAUGAUGAUGAUGAUCUUGAUCCUGAGGAUGAAGAACUCUUUUUAGAAUGGACCCUUCGAAAAUACAGUGCCACUUCCUUGGAUGCACUUACUUGUGCCUUUAAAUCAAAGGUAACGACUAUCUUAUUACCUAUCGUCACUGAGGCCUUUUCAAGUGAUGAUUGGAAGGUAGUAGAAAGUGGAAUCCUUGCACUAGGUGCUGCAGCAGAAGGUGGGAUGGAUGUUAUAGCGCCUGAACUUCCAAAAUUAUUACCUUUUCUUGUUACUAGCCUAUCAAAUCCAAAUACAUACAUUCGAUAUAUUACUUGUUGGACUAUCAGUAGAUUUUCAGAUUGGAUUAUUGAACAAUACAAUCAUUCUAUACAAAACCGAGAACAAUUUUAUGAACCAGUCUUACGUGAGCUUUUAAAGAGAAUUCUUGAUAGUAGUAGAAGAGUUCAGGAAGCUGCUUGUUCAGCUCUCUCAACAUUAGAAGAAAAGGCAACAAAACAGGAACUUGCACCUUAUUUGAAAAUCAUUCUUAAUCACCUUUCUAGAGCAUUACGAUUAUAUAAAAAUAGAAAUUUACGUCUUUUAUAUGAUACUAUUGGAACCCUUGCUGAAUCUGUAGGCUCUAGUUUGAAUCAACCUGCUCUCAUUGGCGUUCUAAUGCCUCCCUUAAUUUCAAAAUGGAAUAAAUUAAAUAACACAGAUUCAGACCUAUUUCCAUUAUUAGGGUGCUUAACAGAUAUUGCAACAUCAUUAGGAAGAGGAUUUUUACCAUUUACAGAGCCUGUAUUUACAAGAUGUGUUAUGUUAGUACACAAAACGAUACAAAAUGCUUUGAAUGAUAAUAGUUUCGAUGAAUUAGAUAAUGAAUUUAUUAUCAUGCCUCUUGAUUUAUUAUCAGGCAUUGUACAAGGUUUAAAAAAUGAAAUAGAACCCUUUUUACAAAGAUCUCCUUUAUUACCCUUAUUAGCUGUCUGUGCUCAUUAUAAUUCUCGUUAUGAAGUGUUAUCGCCUACUUUUGCUUUGAUAGGUGAUUUAGCAAAGGCAUGUUUUACAGCACUUAUUCCUAUCCUCGAUAAUAUUAUGCCUGAACUUAUUCGGCAAAUAAAAAAUAAUGACUCCACUUUUAAAUCAGCUCGAAACAAUGCUAUUUGGGCCAUUGGAGAAAUAGCUUUACGUUGGGAUAAGAAAGUGAUGAAAGACUAUGUAGAGCCUAUUCUGAAAUCCAUUGUACCACUUAUGAAUCCUCCAUUAGAUUUAAUAGAACUUCAUGAAAAUGCUAUGAAUACGAUAGGAAGACUAGGGGUUCAAAAUGCUGAAGUCAUGAUGGGAUUUUUAUCUCAAUUUGGUCUUCAAUGGCUAUACAGGUCCCGCAGUAUACCUGAAAAUGAAGAAAAAGAUAGUGCCUUUCAAGGCUUUUGUAAGAUGAUUCGACUCUAUCCUCAAGUUUUAAACCAAAUGGCAGUUAGGAUUUUAUUUGAAAUUAUUGCACAAUGGAAAAGUCCAUCAAAUGAACUCGGCAUAUUAUUUAGACAAAUCAUUAACGGAUAUCAAGGGCUUUUGACUACUGAUCAAUGGAAUAUGUUAUCUUUUGGAUUAAAUUAUCAAUAA
This is a messenger RNA of Cokeromyces recurvatus, 2256 nucleotides long. RefSeq names its product armadillo-type protein. Lineage: Eukaryota; Fungi; Mucoromycota; Mucoromycetes; Mucorales; Mucoraceae. The record is from RefSeq and is a predicted model, not a curated record. Gene Ontology annotation, molecular function: nuclear import signal receptor activity. Gene Ontology annotation, cellular component: nucleus; cytoplasm. Bases 1 to 2256 code for a protein of 751 amino acids. The transcript is spliced from 7 exons. Gene Ontology annotation, biological process: protein import into nucleus.